AUCACAACAACACGGCUCAAAGAUGGCGGCGCUGUCAUCACCGCUGCGAGUCUGCAGAGGGAUACUAAAAGAACUACGAGCCAUCCAGGGACCAACUUACAAACGCUCACUCGCCUACAACUAUGUGAUGGACCAGUUUCGCAAAAAUAAGGUUACAGGAGAAAGGUACUGCCGUGCCCAGCAGGAGGCACACCACGACUCACACACAUACCUGUGUUUGCUGGCGUCCACCAGGACUCACCUGGCCCUGCACAACCUUUACCACAGCAAGGGGGAGCGCAGCCCGGAGCAAGUGGCCGGCCUGGUGGGGCUCCGGUUGCCCACGCAGCCUGGAGGUAAAGGCUGGGAGAAGUGAGGACACGGGAGGGUGACCUGUUGGAAUAAAAAUUUUGAGACUCUUCAGAAAUGAUUUUUCUGUGGCUGAUUUAUCUGAUCACAUACAAAUCACCACAUGAAAAGUCCAAAGGGAUAAAGACGGGAGAUUGUGCCAUCAUGGACUCAACUUAUUGUUGUUGUGUGGUCUAAUAAUGGUCAAUAUGAGGAUAAUCUGGUCUGAGAGUGUUUGAGGUAACUGUGAAAAUAUAUGAUAAAAUUGAAAGAUGUGUUGUAAAGCUGUAAAUAUACUGCGACGGCUCAUCAACAUCUGCUUUUGUCUCUGUUUUUGGAAUUUUCCUAACCGUAAAAAAGGCAAAAGCAACUAUUCAAAUGGACUGUAAGUACAUUUUCAUUGUGAUUCAUAUGUCCCAUUAAAAUAUGAGUCACUGCUA
Plectropomus leopardus (leopard coralgrouper) is the source of this 767-nucleotide messenger RNA. It is a transcript of the gene fmc1, whose product is annotated as formation of mitochondrial complex V assembly factor 1. The record is from RefSeq and is a predicted model, not a curated record. NCBI's taxonomy places the organism in Eukaryota, Metazoa, Chordata, Actinopteri, Perciformes, Serranidae. Gene Ontology annotation, cellular component: mitochondrion.